AUGACCACCGCAGAGUACGAGCUACUACUGACGACGCGAUACGACCCGCUGCUGGAGCGGCUGGGAUGGAACUACGACGAGCUGCGACCGUCGCCAUUUCUGCUGCUGCGAUAUCACUACGAUCGUAUUGUCGAUGCCGUAGAGCAGCACGGAUGGACAGAGACAGUGGGUCUGUCAUAUAGUGCAGUGAAGAUGGCAGCGCAGGAGGCGGUGAGCAACGCAGCGGACAAGUCGGCACGGGCAUACAAGGUGCGCUUAACGCUCUCGCGGUCGGGCACGCUCACGGCCUCGGCGAUGCCCACCCCGCCGCUCGCGUACGACCCGACAUCACCUGCGUUCUUCAAACCCAACUCGGACAGCGGCACACUCUACGGCCAGGUGCUCGCAGUCACCCUCGACAGCGAGCCGACCCCCGCCUCGCUCUUCACCUCCACAAAGACAACCCGCCGCCAGGUCUACGACGACGCAAGAUCGCGCGCCGCCCUCCCGCCCAUCGGUGCCUCAUCCACUGUCUCCUCGUCCCUCGCAGAGGUCAUCCUCCACAACGAGCACGGCGCCAUUACAGAGGCCUCCGUGUCCAACGUCGCUUUCUACCGCUCCCCCCACUGGAUAACGCCCCGUCUUAGCACUGGCUGUCUCCCCGGCGUCCUCAGGCGGUGGAUGCUCGAGCAGGGUCGUAUAAGAGAGGCCCCGGACGACCUUGCGUUCACUCUUGACAACGUAAGGCCUGGCGACUGGGUCCUCAUACUCAACAGCGUCUCAGGCUGUCGCGUUGGUAGGAUACAGGAAGGUUGA
Messenger RNA from Guyanagaster necrorhizus, 795 nucleotides. RefSeq names its product D-aminoacid aminotransferase-like PLP-dependent enzyme. The record is from RefSeq and is a predicted model, not a curated record. Gene Ontology annotation, biological process: carboxylic acid metabolic process. The transcript is spliced from 2 exons. Gene Ontology annotation, molecular function: catalytic activity. The coding region runs from base 1 to 795 and encodes 264 amino acids. NCBI's taxonomy places the organism in Eukaryota, Fungi, Basidiomycota, Agaricomycetes, Agaricales, Physalacriaceae.